AGCUCAAGGCCGCCGGUACCAAGCGGGGUGGCCCGGAGUUGAGUGAAAUACAGCUACCGAAUACCGCCAUCACUUCCAGAGGAUUGAAAACAUGCAGCUGUAGACCAAGGAGGGGUAGAUCUCUUGAUCUUUGUCUCAUUCUCACGACCCUAUACAUCGCCCUCGGAAGCGGAAGAUGGAUGGAUGGAUUCACCGCAUAGGUCCCUGUGCGGAACGGCGGAGCUCUGUACCUACACACACUGGCCUAGUACGGUGUAUGCUACAGACAAUGAGCGAACACCUCCAGUGCACUCGAAAUACACUAGGGUCAUCGUCUCGUGCAAUAGCUUUGUUGAAUGGGUUGAUUUCGUACAUGAGAUCGGGUGCGCGGAUGAUGCAUGAUGGUCGAAAAGGGGCCGCGCAUGGUGGAUGGAUGGAUGAGAGGAGUCAGCGUCAGAGAUCGCAUUUGCAGAACGGCAGCAUCGAAGCCUGGAGACCCCUUCGCAGUCGGGACUCUGUACUAUUGAACAGGCCAAAAGUUCUUUUCGCAUUGGGAUGUUUUCCUUGUGCGCGCAAGACAGCAGGCAUAGGUGACGGUCACUACACAAAGAUAGCCCUGUGCCAUGCCAUUUCGAGGAUAUAGAUGUGCAUUUCUAAAUGCAUAUUCUUGAAAUCAACAGCCCGGGGCCCGAGCCCAGACUUGCCUGAGCCUGCCGGGCUCCAAAAGACCGAGGCCGGGUACUCGGGCUUGUAGGCCUUGAGCCCGAGCCCGCCCAACACUACUCAAGUAUAUACAUCACACUAUUCUCAUAGUGCUUGUCCACUCCCGCCAUGGAGACAUCGGGCAAGAUCACUUGGAAAGUCGACCAGGACACGGUGCAGACCGCGUACUGGGUCUACGGCGACCUCAGCACCGCCGCGAUCCCGCUGAUCGUGCUGCACGGCGGCCCGGGCUCCCCUCACGGCUACGUCCAGCCCCUCGCCCAGCUCGCACAGCGCGGGCCGCACAGCGCGGUGAUCAUGUACGACCAGCUCGGCUGCGGCCAGUCGACGCACCUCGCGCACAAGCCGGCCACGUUCUGGACCGUCGAGCUCUUCAUGGACGAGCUCGAGCACGUACUCGCGCACUUUGGCAUCAGCGGCGACACCCGGUUCGCGCUGCUCGGGCACUCGUGGGGCGGCAUGCUCGCCGCGACGUACGCCGCGCGCCGCCGGCCCGCGAACCUGCAUCGCCUCGUCAUCUCCGACUCGCCGGCGUCGAUGGCGCUGUGGGUCGAGGGCUGCGCCCAGCUGCUGGCCCAGUUCCCUGCGGGCUUCCGCGCGCUGUUGGCCAGCCACGAGGCGGCCGGGACGACCGAGAGCAAGGAGUACCAGGACGCGCUCCAGGUGUUCUACAAAAAGCACCUGUGCCGACUGGAGGUAUGGCCCGAGACCGUGGAGCAGUCGUUUGCGGAACUUGCGAAGGAUCCGACGGUGUAUAUGACGAUGAAUGGGCCAUCGGAGUUCACGAUCACGGGCUCGCUGAAGACCUGGACCAUCGUCGACGAGCUGCACCACAUCACCGCCCCGACGCUCUUGCUCAACGGCCGCUUCGACGAGGCACGCAACCUCGCAGUCGCGCCGUUCUUCACGCACAUCCGUGGCCCCGUCAAGUGGGUCGAGUUCGCGGAGAGCAGCCACAUGCCAUUCUACGAGGAACAGGAGCGCUAUCUCGAGGUCGUCGCAGAGUUCCUGGCCCAGUAGGUUCCGUAGCUAGCAGGUCCAAUGAGAAGUGCACUUUGAUGCCGAUCAAUGACUUUCCAUGAUCUCAUCAGGAAACCUAAGUACUGCGGCAGCCUGCAGGUCAGCGCAGGUCAGAUCCGCAUUCGUCCGGCAAACACCUGCGAUCGUUCCUGAUCAACCAGCACCCUGUCCGUCUCAGGUGCCCUUACUGCACCGCUCAAGCAGCGUCUACAUAGCACAAUCUGUUCACACUUGGCGGCCACAUCGGAACUGAGGCAGAAACCUACGACGCAAAACCGUUCUGCUUCUUCUCGCUCGCAAGAACACGUCCAACCAAGAGAUGCCCGCCGCAGAACUCGGCGCGCAGGUGUACCAGUUUCCGGCUGAUGAGAUCGCUGCGAUGCUGUCUCCCAAGCGUCUCCAACGACAGUGGAAGGGAACGGAAGGCCCCCAUCACCUCGCUCACUUUGACUGUCUUGUGAACUCUGACGCUGUCUCCCUCGCUUUGUCCUCGCAAAGUAACUUGGCAACGAUGUACAGAUCUGAGUCCUUGACUGAAAGAGACCACUACGAACCUCUCGCCAAGUACCUCAAUGCACGCCUGAAACGCGUGCGCAAAGCCUGUCGAGUAAUCUUGGAUUCCAAGGCAGAGGUCUGUGUGGGCGAGACGUCCUUUCCUGCCCUGAAAGACGAAUCCCGAUUGCUUCCCGAGCUAAAUUUCUACGAAUACGACAGGAGCACUUUCGACGGUAUCGAAGGGGCAAAUCUUCUCAACCCUGACCUUGUCGGGAUCAACACACUGCAAGCUUCGAGCACGGAGUUGGACUGCUGCUGGCAAUCGACGUUCGACGACCAUGGUCCCAACCGUCACUUGCAGCAGAUCCAGAUCGCCGUUGGCGUCAAACGUAUCUGGAGCGAGCUGAUUCCGCACGCCGCUGCAUAUGCCCAUGCGCAGCUAAGCGUGAACCCGAUGCGCUCGUUCUCUGUCGUCAUUGCCUUCAAUCACGUCGAACGGCAACUGCGCUUUCUCAUCUUCCAUCGUGGAGGACUGACGGCCUCGGUCGGGCUGGAUGUCACGGACGCUUCCACCUGCGCCGCUGUCGAGAAAGUCUUUCUUUCGAUCGCUCUCUGGUCGUGUCGGGAGGACGCUGGCCUUCCUUCGUUCACGGAUGGCGUCCGAUUCGUUCUUCCCAAGAUGGACGGUGUCGGAAACGCUAAUGCGUGCUGUUUCGGUGUGAUGAAGACAGUGCUGGAUGCAAGACACUCGAUUCGGGGCCGGAACACUCUUGUUGGAGCUGUCGCUGUCAAUGACUUGGGGUUUCCGUUUGAUACCCCAAAGCCCGGAGUCCAUCCCAGAGACAAGCAGGAAACCGGCAAGGUAAGCGGUAGAGAGAAGCAAGGGAAACCGUCAGCAGAGAAAUUAGAGCUCAUUACACCACGACCCUCGAAUGAUGAGCUGAAAUUACCUCAAGCCAUGCAAGCGCUCACAUCUAGCCCCCAGCAAGGGCCAGUGAAACACGUGAUUCUGAAGACUGGAUGGUAUCCUUCGCACAGAGCUGAGAUCGGAGGGAAGAUGCUGCACGUCUGUCCGGAUACAUUCGGUACUGCUGGACAUGUGCUAUCCUUCAUCCCAUGUAGUGAGGAGGACGUCCCUCUCACCAACGACAUCUUCCUUCCCGAGCCGGAUCAAAUGACAGAUUGUCUCUGGCAGUAUCGAAACGCGACUUCUCAAGUAGCCGACAAAUCCCUUGACCAUCGGACGAUGUGUGUGCACAUCACGACCAGCGAGGGGAAACGCCUCGAGACCUGCAAGACUCCCUGGGACCUCGUUAUCUCUGUUGUCCAUGGCAUGCUUGGCUGGCUUUCUCUGUUUCAGGCGGGUUUUCUUCAUCGGAAUGUCAGCAUCGUCAAUCUGCUGCGUUUGGAUCCACCCUUGCAUCGACCGAAAUUCACGACCACAGUCAUCGAACGAGUGCUGCGGGACAUGUCUGCCGAUUUCUCUGUCUUUGAAAAGCAGUCGGAGUUUGUUGUGGACCUCGGAUCCCGUCUUGAUCGCCUCGACCUUCCGGCUGAUGCCCCUCUUCCUGAAUUCGCCUCUCUCCUGCUGUCGCACCGAAACGAGCCAGCUAAGCACAAAUUGGCUGAGCUGGCUCACGCUGUGCAAAUGGCUGUCGGCGAGCUGGACAUCGGGACAGAGUGCCGGGGUAUGAUCAUCGAUGGCGAUCAGGCAUGCGAGCUGAAGGAUUACUUCCGAAGCGACCACAGUCGAGGCACCAUCUCGGGCACACGCCGAUUCAUGUCGACAACUCUUAGAAUGGCUCUUCAAGAUGGUACACCCUAUUUGCAAUCCCCUGUCGAUGACCACGAGUCUGCGUUCUGGACUGGCCUUUCUGCGCUCUUGCAAGGCCAUGCUGACAAAGACUCGAAAAUCGAGGUCGAGUGGGCGAUCAAUCUGGCCUCUGACAAUGUCGAUAUUCGGGAAGCCGUGAUAGGUCCGCGUAAGCUGGGCGCACUACCGCGCUUGCUUAGGUCUCAGACAAGCAAUCCGUUUAUCCUUACAAUGGCCCCAUUCUUCCAAGAAUGGUAUAAACAGAUCGUAGAGGCGCGGGACGACUGGGCUGGUGCUAUAAUGGAUGUCAAUGAUCGUACUGGCGGUGAUCAGCCGACAGCUGACGACAAGGAACUGCGUGGCUCCCUCCAUGCUGUCCAUUUCCAAGAGUGUGCGUAUCGGGGCGUCCUCACGCUCCUGCGCGUCGCCAAGAAACAUCGGGCUUCACUUCAAUCGUACGGCACAGAGGACAGAACAUAGGUGUAGGAGAUUUUUCAGCUGUGUGUAGUACAAGAGAUUUCAUAAAUACGAUAGUGUUCCGAGCUGCAGCAAGGUCUCAAAUUCAAGCUG
This is a messenger RNA of Mycena citricolor, 4600 nucleotides long. The record is from the annotation of a GenBank genome assembly. NCBI's taxonomy places the organism in Eukaryota, Fungi, Basidiomycota, Agaricomycetes, Agaricales, Mycenaceae.